AAAAAAAAAUUGUAAUCCAUUUAGGAACAGAUGGAGUAAGAGUGUAAGACAACUCUAAUGAUUUUUUUUAUCUUCCAGAAUAGAGCGAACUCCUUUUAUCCAAACCACAAUCCGAACCAUAAGCUUCAGCAUAACAAUGGCUUCUUCUCUAAUCUCAGCCUCCCACUGCCCUCCGGCGUUCUACUUCUGCUCGAGAACGCAACCACUUAUCCCGUCGCGAGUCUCCGCCGUCCCUUCUCCGUUCACCGGAAAAACGCCAACCCUCAAUCUCAGCUCCUCAAGCGCCAUCUCAUCCCUCGCGCCUGUAAUCAUCCCCCGAUUUCCCUCUCCGCUGCAGAAAACCCCGCGCUGGCUCAUCCUUGUGUGCGCGAAAGGGUACAAGAUGAAGACGCACAAGGCGUCGGCGAAGCGGUUCAGGGUGUCCGGGAGCGGGAAGAUAAUGAGGAGGCGAGCGGGGAAGCAGCAUUUGCUCAGGAAGAAGAAUGCUAGACGGAGAUUGAGACUCUCCAAGAUGGUACAAGUAGAUCGCAGCGACUACAACAAUGUGAUCGGUGCAUUGCCUUAUCUGAAGGUGAAUCGCGCGAAUUAGGGCUUCGACAGCGAUAUGAAUAUUUUCAAUGGUGUACCUCCCAAUGCAGUAAAUGGAUGCAAACUUAUUGUUUUAGAGAUUCAUGUACUUAAAGCAAAUGCCAUUCUGGUUGAAGUUGUGAUGUUCUCAAACAUGAUUUAAAUGAGCUUUGCCUUAUCAUCAUUUUACUUGAAAACAAACUACCUGUCUUCCA
Molecule: messenger RNA, 782 nt
Organism: Cuscuta campestris
Lineage: Eukaryota; Viridiplantae; Streptophyta; Magnoliopsida; Solanales; Convolvulaceae
Source: the annotation of a GenBank genome assembly